CCAAAGAGCAAAAGCAAAUCGGAGUACAGAGAGAAGAGAGAAGAGAGAAGAGAGAUUGGAAUCUGAAACUGAAACAUCGAGAUUUACGUUUCUCCGUUGGCGUCACGCCGAAGCUUCCAUACUUUUUUCACCAGAAACCCGCAACGUUUUCUCUCUUCUGACUCUUGCUUGAAUCACUUGGGGUUGUGUCACUGAAUCUGCAUCAAUGGCGAUUCCAGAUUCCUCACUCUUUUCUGCUUUUGCCUUUAGCUCCUCAAGCUUCUUCUUCACGAAAUGCCGUUGUUGUUAAAAGUGAUUACUCCACUAUCUCCUUUCCUUUUGCAUUUAUUCUCCACUCUCUCACUCAGUCUUCUUCUACGAUCAGCUCACCAAUGUCCCUCACCAUUCUCCUCUGAACCAAGUUGCUGUUGAAUGAGAAAGCUUUGAUGUGACUGAACCUGAGAGUGUAACAAAGGACUCAUGAUGAAGAUUAUUGCGGCGUUCCUCUUCCUCUUGGUCUCACCUUUUGUUUCCCGUUGUUUCUCUGCAGACAUAGAAUCGGACAAGCAAGCACUGCUUGAGUUUGCAUCUCUUGUUCCUCACAGUCGCAAACUCAACUGGAACUCCACUAUUCCAAUCUGUGGUUCUUGGACCGGUAUCACCUGCUCCAAGAACAACGCCCGUGUAACCGCACUUCGUUUGCCUGGAUCUGGACUUUAUGGACCUUUACCAGAGAAAACAUUUGAGAAGCUUGAUGCCCUCAGGAUCAUUAGCCUUAGAUCCAACAACCUACAAGGGAACAUUCCAUCUGUCAUUCUUUCUCUUCCUUUUAUCCGAUCACUCUACUUUCACGACAACAACUUUUCUGGUACUAUCCCUCCCGUUCUUUCUCGUCGCCUUGUUAAUCUUGAUCUCUCCGCCAACUCCCUCUCUGGAAACAUUCCCUCGAGUCUACAAAACCUUACCCAGCUCACUGAUCUAAGCCUGCAAAACAAUUCCCUUAGUGGGCCAAUUCCUAACCUCCCUCCUCGCCUUAAAUACUUGAACUUGAGCUUCAAUAAUCUUACCGGGUCAGUUCCAUCUUCUAUCAAGUCCUUCCCAGCAUCCUCAUUUCAAGGUAAUAGCCUUUUGUGCGGUGCUCCUCUAACUCCAUGCUCAGAGAACAACACUGCACCUUCUCCUUCACCGACAACACCAACAGAAGGUCCUGGUACAACCAAUAUAGGUCGUGGUACCGCCAAAAAAGUUCUCUCCACUGGUGCUAUUGUGGGCAUUGCAGUUGGAGGUUCAAUUUUGUUGUUUAUCAUUCUUGCCAUCAUAACCCUUUGCUGUGCCAAGAAAAGAGAUGGCGGGCAAGACAGCACCGCAGUGCCAAAAGCUAAACCCGGGAGGAGUGACAACAAGGCCGAGGAGUUUGGGAGUGGGGUGCAAGAGGCAGAGAAGAACAAGCUGGUCUUCUUUGAAGGAAGUUCAUAUAACUUUGAUCUUGAGGACUUACUCAGAGCCUCGGCUGAAGUUUUAGGGAAAGGAAGCUACGGCACAACGUAUAAGGCCAUCUUAGAGGAAGGAACCACAGUGGUGGUGAAGAGGCUGAAAGAAGUAGCAGCUGGGAAACGGGAGUUCGAACAGCAGAUGGAAGCCGUGGGAAGGAUCAGUCCACACGUGAAUGUAGCUCCUCUCCGUGCUUAUUACUUCUCGAAAGACGAAAAAUUACUCGUGUAUGAUUACUACCAAGGGGGCAAUUUCUCCAUGCUGCUUCAUGGAAACAACGAGGGAGGAAGAGCAGCGUUGGACUGGGAAACAAGGUUAAGGAUCUGUUUGGAAGCUGCAAGGGGAAUUUCUCACAUCCAUUCUGCAUCUGGUGCUAAACUACUACACGGAAACAUCAAAUCACCAAAUGUCCUCUUGACCCAAGAGCUCCAAGUCUGUGUCUCCGAUUUCGGUAUAGCUCCAUUGAUGAGCCAUCACACCUUGAUCCCAUCAAGAAGCUUAGGUUACAGAGCACCCGAGGCCAUAGAAACCCGUAAACAUACCCAGAAAUCCGAUGUCUACAGCUUUGGUGUACUGUUGCUAGAAAUGCUGACAGGGAAAGCAGCCGGGAAGACGACAGGGCAUGAAGAAGUGGUGGAUCUGCCAAAGUGGGUGCAGUCAGUGGUGAGAGAGGAGUGGACUGGAGAAGUGUUUGACGUAGAGCUGAUCAAGCAGCAACACAACGUAGAGGAAGAGAUGGUGCAGAUGUUGCAGAUAGCAAUGGCAUGUGUGUCUAAGCAUCCAGAUUCUAGGCCUACCAUGGAGGAAGUGGUAAACAUGAUGGAGGAGAUUCGACCUUCAGGGUCUGGUCCUGGUUCUGGUAACAGAGCCUCCUCGCCCGAAAUGAUCAGAAGCUCUGAUAGCCCGGUUUAGAUUGGUUUUUUAUUCUCUUUUCUCUUUCUCAAAUUAUUUAUUUUGCUUUUCCUUCUUCUUCUUCAUAUAAUAAACCGUUUCAUAGUUAUAUGUCUGACUGCAUAAUUUUUUUCCAAACAUCUGGAAAAGUAGUGUAAUUGAAAAUCCUCACCAUGAAUGGUUGUAAUUCUUAGAUUGGUUUUAAGUAUGGCUAGUUUUGAAUUUUUCAUUUUUUGUUGUAGGAUUCGUUCAAAACCAUUUUCUGAAUCAGAAGUCUUUGGUUGUUUGAAAA
Messenger RNA from Arabidopsis lyrata subsp. lyrata, 2653 nucleotides. Its product is annotated as probable inactive receptor kinase At3g08680. The record is from RefSeq and is a predicted model, not a curated record. Gene Ontology annotation, biological process: protein phosphorylation. Lineage: Eukaryota; Viridiplantae; Streptophyta; Magnoliopsida; Brassicales; Brassicaceae. The transcript has 3 exons. Gene Ontology annotation, molecular function: protein binding; protein kinase activity; ATP binding. Bases 460 to 2382 code for a protein of 640 amino acids.